This is a messenger RNA of Hypomesus transpacificus, 3250 nucleotides long. It is a transcript of the gene enpp1, whose product is annotated as ectonucleotide pyrophosphatase/phosphodiesterase 1. Gene Ontology annotation, cellular component: cell surface. Gene Ontology annotation, biological process: nucleoside triphosphate catabolic process; inorganic diphosphate transport; regulation of bone mineralization. The record is from RefSeq and is a predicted model, not a curated record. Gene Ontology annotation, molecular function: phosphodiesterase I activity; nucleic acid binding; metal ion binding. NCBI's taxonomy places the organism in Eukaryota, Metazoa, Chordata, Actinopteri, Osmeriformes, Osmeridae. Bases 134 to 2782 code for a protein of 882 amino acids. The transcript is spliced from 25 exons.
AUUGAGACGUCAAUUGAAAAAGAGGCGGUUCUACAUUGGCACCAAAGUCCGAAGGCUAUAGAGUGUCUGACGAGGCUUUAUAGGCAGUAUAAUAAUUGAACAGAUCUUUGCAAGUGCUGUCAGUGGCGACAGUAUGGAAAUAUCCAAAGGGGAUGACCAUACUACAGAGCAUGCAGCUACGUUAUUAGGGUCGCCGAGGCUUGAUAAUCAGAUGAGACACAGUGAUAAAGUGAAUGGGAACUCCAAUAAAUGCAAAAUCAUUCUUGGGGUGCUGUUGCUGUGCUUGUUGGUGGUACUCAUUCUUGCAGUGGUGUUUGCUUUGAGGCAGCGGUGUGACAUAGAAGUGAUCAGCUGUAGAAACAGGUGUGUGACCGGGAGCAGGGUCAAGUCUGCAACAUGCCACUGCGAUCCCUCCUGUGAGGCGGAGGGAACCUGCUGCCUGGACUACCAGGAAGUGUGUGUAGAGCCUGGUCAGCGUUGGACCUGUUCCAAAUUCCGCUGUGGGGAAGAAAGGUUGUCCUACAGUCUGUGCUCCUGCUCAGGAGGCUGUGAGGCGGUGGGAGAUUGCUGCUCUAACUACUACAGCAUGUGCAAGGUGGGUGGGAAGUCGUGGCUGGAGGAUGAGUGUGAGGACAUCAAAACACCCCAAUGUCCUGUUGGUUUCUCCAAACCCCCUCUCAUCCUGGUGUCUAUGGAUGGGUUCCGAGCAGGGUACUUGAAGGCUUACGGCAGCCUCCUUCCUGUCAUCAGCAAGUUACGCAACUGCGGGACAUCUACCCCACACAUGAGACCUGCUUACCCCACCAAAACCUUUCCAAAUCAUUACACCAUUGUGACUGGCCUUUAUCCUGAGUCUCAUGGAAUUGUGGACAACAAAAUGUACGAUGUGACCCUGAAUGCCAGCUUCAGUCUAAAAGCUGCAGAGAAGUUCAAUGCCAAAUGGUACCUAGGCGAGCCGAUCUGGUUGACUGCCAUGUACAACAACCUGAAAUCAGCCACUUUCUUUUGGCCUGGAUCGGAUGUAGACAUCAAAGGAAGAUUCCCAGAUUACUACAAAAAGUAUGACAGGGUUAUUCCAUUUGAGAAGAGAAUCACAACCUUAUUUGAAUGGCUGAGUUUGACUGAGAGGAAAAGGCCUGAUUUCUACACUUUGUACUUAGAAGAGCCAGACUCUUCGGGUCAUCGCUAUGGGCCGAUGAGCAGCCAGGUGAUCGAGGCUCUGCUGAAGGUGGACAGGCUCCUGGGGCUGCUGAUGGACGGGCUCAAACAGAGGAACCUGCACCGCUGUGUCAACAUCAUCCUCCUGUCUGACCACGGAAUGGAGGAGGCUUCCUGUCAGAAGGCCGCCUAUGUCUCAUCUUACCAAGAAAACAUCCAGGACUUCACCGUCAUCCAGGGCCCCGCUGCCAGAAUCAGACCUGUGCGCCUGCCCGAAGACUUCUUCUCCUUUGACUAUGAGGGGCUGGUGAAGAACAUAUCGUGUAAGAUCCCAGACCAGCCCAUGAGGCCCUUCCUGAAGGAGCACCUACCAAAACGGAUGCACUUUGCCAACAAUGUGCGGAUUGAAAGGGCCCAUCUCUACAUGAAGCCUGCCUGGCAGGCAGCACUUCAGCCUAAGGAAAUCAAGUACUGCACUGGUGGAUUCCAUGGCUCGGAUAACGUUUUCAAAAACAUGCAGACUAUUUUCAUGGGUUAUGGCCCAGGGCUGAAGUACAAAACUUUUGUUCCACCUUUCGAAAAUAUUGAAGUUUACAAUCUUCUGUGCGAUUUGUUAGGCAUUCCGCCUGCCCCCAACAACGGGACUCAUGGGAGUCUCAACCACCUCCUCCGAAACCCCACUUUCCUGCCUGUCUACCCUGCUGAACUUUCCCAUGACUCACCUUGUGACGGCAGAAGCCUCGCCCCCACAGACAACCUGGGCUGCUCCUGCAGCUCCCGCACCAAGCUACAGGAGAAGGCUCUGAACAAACAGCUCCUCAAAGCUAAUGCUAGUUCCACAGCGGAGCUUCGUUAUCACCUCCCAUACGGAACCCCCAGAGUUCUCAUGGAGAACGCAGACUACUGUCUCCUGCGCCAGACUGACUACAUCAAUAGCUACAGCAAAGACCUUCGCAUGCCCCUCUGGGUGGCAUAUACCAUCCAGCCACUGGAUCAUGUCCAGGCUCUGAGCCCAGAGCGGCUGGCGUGCGUGCGUCCUGACGUACGUGUCCCAGCGACAGCGAGCCAGACGUGCACGCGCUACAGUGAUGACCCAGGCCUGUCCUUCGGCCUGCUCCACCCUCCCAAUCUGAGUACCAAUGGUUCAGAAGCAGAUUCCCUCAUCACCAGCAACAUGGCACCUAUGUUCCCUGCUUUCCAAGAUGUAUGGACCUACUUUCAUGAUGUAAUUGUGCCAAAAUACUCACAGCAACUGAAUGGAGUCAAUGUGAUGAGUGGGCCUGUCUUUGACAAUGACUAUGAUGGAAAGUUUGAUGAUUUUUCAACAAACUCUGUGAACAUGCCCACUCACUACUUUGUGAUCUUGACCAGCUGUGGGAACUCAUCGUUUCCCCCUGUGGACUGUGAGGGUCCCCUUCAGGCCCGGUCCUUCCUCCUUCCCCACAGGGCCGACCACACAGAGACCUGUGCUAAUGGAUCAGACUUCCAGUGGGUCCAAGACUGGGCUCAGUUCCAUGCUGCGCGAGUCCGAGAUGUAGAACUCCUGACUGGACUGAGCUUUUACCAUGAAAGGAUAUCAGUAGCCGAGACGCUCCAAUUUAAAACUGUUUUACAAACUGUAUAGGAUCAGAGACACAAAGAAAGCUAUUAUGUUAAAGAUAAGUAUUUUCUAUGAUUUUUUGCAUAGUAGAUGUGUUACUUAGCCCACUGGGUUUUAUUUAUACUACAGCACAUAAGUUUUGUAAAAAAAAAUAUAUUAUUGCCAGGGCAUUUCAGGAAACCUCAGACAUUCUGGAAAUGUCUGUUUCUGCCAUACUUUGUUAUGUCUGACAAUGUUUUUGACUCAGAUUUGGAAAGUUGUCAGUGACAGCAAGUACAGGCAGCAGUAAGGGGAGUUUAAAGGACCUUUUGGUCUGUAAGAGCAUUAAAACAGGGAAACUUCAUCCUGAAGACAUCAUUAUCAAUAGCCAGUUUUACAAAUGUUUUUUUAUUUUGUUAGAUUGUCCUUUUGUAUUUUGAUGAUAAUAGUGUUCUGUGUUGCUGCAUAUCUGUCAAUACCAAAAAUGUAUUAAAUAUAAAACAAAAAACGUAA